Pristis pectinata (smalltooth sawfish) is the source of this 7398-nucleotide messenger RNA. RefSeq names its product proto-oncogene c-Rel-like. Lineage: Eukaryota; Metazoa; Chordata; Chondrichthyes; Rhinopristiformes; Pristidae. Gene Ontology annotation, molecular function: DNA-binding transcription factor activity, RNA polymerase II-specific; RNA polymerase II cis-regulatory region sequence-specific DNA binding. Bases 178 to 2061 code for a protein of 627 amino acids. The transcript is spliced from 11 exons. The record is from RefSeq and is a predicted model, not a curated record. Gene Ontology annotation, biological process: inflammatory response; canonical NF-kappaB signal transduction; innate immune response. Gene Ontology annotation, cellular component: cytoplasm.
GGGCGCAGCUACCAUCGGCAUCACGUCAGCGAGGGGGCGGGGGAAUUUCCCUGGUGAAUUUUAUGAGUUUCACAGGGGCCUCUUCCAGCUUUGCAAUCAGGACAUUUACGAGUGAGGACAGAAGUUACAUAUCGGAAUAAUUCUGUGAGGUAUAAAAGGAUCGCGGGGCAAACAGCCAUGGACGUGAGAGGUCACUUGCCUGCUAUGUCAAGGCCUCCCCUUCAAGGUGAACCUUAUGUUGAAAUUGUUGAGCAGCCCAAGCAACGCGGUAUGCGUUUCCGAUACAAGUGUGAAGGACGAUCAGCUGGUAGCAUUCCUGGGGAGCACAGCAUGGAUAACAAUAGAACAUAUCCUUCUAUACGGGUUGUGAAUUAUCUCGGAAGAGUGAGAGUUUUGGUUAGUUUAGUAACAAAGAUCGAACCCUUCAAGCCCCAUCCUCAUGACUUGGUUGGGAAAGACUGCAGAGACGGGUUCUAUGAAGCUGACUUUGGCCCUGACCGUAGGAUUCUGUGUUUUCAGAACUUGGGCAUUCAGUGCGUGAGAAGGAAAGAAGUGAAAGAUGCCAUUCUAUUUCGAAUUCAGCGACAACUCAACCCUUUUAAUGUUCCACAGGAACAGCUACUUCAGAUUGAAGAUUAUGACCUGAAUGUGGUGAGGUUGUGUUUCCAGGUUUUUCUUCCUGAUGAACAUGGCAGCUUCUCAAGAGCUCUUCCACCAGUUGUCUCAAACCCUAUAUACGACAACAGAGCACCAAACACAGCGGAGUUAAAAAUUUGUCGUGUCAAUAAGAACACUGGAACUGUUAAGGGGGGAGAUGAAAUUUUUCUACUGUGUGACAAAGUUCAAAAAGAUGACAUUGAAGUUCGUUUCUUUACUCCUAACUGGGAGGCCAAAGGUUCAUUUUCACAAGCUGAUGUCCAUCGGCAGGUUGCCAUUGUCUUUCGAACACCAGCGUAUUGCCAAAGUAAUAUCACCGAGCCUGUAUCAGUGAAAAUGCAGCUUCGCAGACCUUCAGAUCAAGAAGUCAGUGAGCCAAUGGAGUUCAGAUACCUUCCAGAUGAAAGAGAUAACUAUUUUUAUGAAAAAAGAAAGAGAACAGCAGAUGUUUUCCAUAAAAUGAUGCAGGAUUGGGCACCAGAUGUACAACCUAGCGGAAACCGAUCAGACAGGAUAUCGGUUGGUGUGCCUUCUGCAAGAAGACCGUAUCUACCCUCAAAGACAAUUAAACAAGAACCUCACGAUCCAUUUUCUGGACUACAACAGGUGCACGCAAUAUCAACACAGCAGCAGCAUUCAAAGAACCAUAAUCAUAAUAUUUUUAACAGUACAGUUCCCACAAAUUCAAACCAGAUCUUCUCUUCUGGCCAGUCAACAAUGGUACCUACAACCAUGGCAACAGCUGGUGGUCAAAGCUGGCCUCCAAUACCUUCAGAUUGCAAAGUGGAUUUGCACCUUCACACUCCUGGAAAUAGUAACUCAUUGCCAGUGCUUAAUGAAGAUGUGCUGAAAUGUUUAGAACCUCCUACCCCAAAUUGUCUGUUACAUUCAGUGGGUUUUAGACAUGAUGCCAACAGCAAUGGUAUUGCAACUCAACUGAUUCAACAACCUGUUGGUUUCAGCACGUCAGAAACUAUUGUCAAUCAAAGCCCUCACAUUAAUAUGCAAAUGCUUUCCAAUAACAGCAUUGACCAUAAUGAUAUGCAUUUGGUAAGUACAAACUGUGAGCAACCAGUAUCCAUGCCAGGUCUAUGGAAACCAUCAAAUCAACAACCAUCUUCAUCCAUUCAGAGUGUCCAUUUAUCAAAAAAUACCAUGGGAAACAACGCUGUUAUCAAGACUGCUCAACCAAAUUCGCAAAUGCCUGUUAGCAUGCAUGUUGAUGGUGUCCUUGGAGACUUGAACAAAGACCUAGCUUUUAAUGGAGGCAUACAGAUAACGGACGUCAUAGGAAGUGAUGUAUUUAGUAUUAGUGGAGCUGAAGGUAAUGAUUGUAUAAAUUCAAUAACUUCAGAACAUAUAGGUCUGAAUUUCAUGAAUGACGGAAACUUUUGGGGAUUGUGAAUGAAUUUGCCCUUGAAGUAAAACCAAAAUGAACACUUGGAAAAAAUCAGUUGCUGUCUAUAGUUGAAAUUGACUAUAGGCACAUUACUCAAAUUAAUUUCUUUAAUGUGUGGCAAGAACUAGUUAAUGCUACAUCUCAUUUUUAACAUCAGCAAUUUUUGAUUUUUUUUCCCUAUCAAUGAAUGACUGUUAACUGUGCGAUUUAAUGCAACACAUACUAACUUUUGUGCAUUAAUCACACACCAUCACAUUUUUUUAAAAAAAAGCACAAUACAUCAACAUGAACCAGAUCUACCCUGCUGCGAUAUCCCCACCUCAUCGAGUGCAAUUUGAUGAAAGAAUUGUCAAGCAAUUGAGUCAAAAAGCUUAUUUCAAACAGAAUGUUUUGAUGCAGCCUCCCAGGAUAUACCAGCAGGACUUAAAGAAAUCUUGUAUAUCGAUUAUGGAUUAUAUUGGACAUUGCUCUUGGAUUAUUUCUGAAUCAUCUCAUCAACUACUUCCCAGUUACCAAGGAAUGUAUGUUAAUUAUUUGACCUGUUUUAAUAUUCACUUGAAAGCUAUGUGUAUAAUAGUAAGUGAACUCAUUCCUGGAGCUUUUAUUGUGGUCAUAGCAGUUUGGUGGACAGCUUUACAUGGUGAUCCUAAUGUACUGGAGCUUGUAUGAAGUAGGCUUUGAUACUCAGUAAUAAUGAUUAGAAAACAAAUUCACUGAAACUUUCAGAAUUUGAAUAUAUAAAAUUUCACCUCUGCCUUUUAACGUGUCCAUUUGAACCAAUCAAUAGCAGUCCUAAUGAUCAAGUGUUUGUUACGAGAGAAAAUUUCUCCCUCAGAAAACUAAGAAUUGGGAAGUUAAAUUUGAUUAGUGUACACCAGGAGUCUGUGAUCUCAGGAACCAAAAUAUCAAAGAUUGUUCAAGCUUUGGCUAGUCACACAAACAUCAAGUUAAGAAAUGCAGUUUUAGUGAUGAAAUAGAACUAGCAAGAACUAAACAGAUGGAAGAGGAUGAGAGCAGAAAGAAGGGAAAACUUAAUGGAGUGUCAGCUCACAAUUAUGCAAAUUCCAAGUUGAUGGAAAAAUGAUGCUGGCACAGAGAAAACUCCCAUGGGUUUUGAUUAGGCAAAGAAUAUUUGUCUUCUACCUAAAUUCAAUGAAGAGGGAGGAAUACAACUUUGGAGGUGUAUUCCUCUUUUUUUUUAAGAACAACAAUCUGAUGUAACCUUGAAAGCCGGGUUUAGGUGGAUCCUAUAGGAUCAAACAGAGACUCUUUGAUGUAAACUAUGUGUUUAAUGCCCCAAACAGGAAAUGUCAGAGGGUAUGUCAGGUGAACAUUCUUUUUAAAAAAAAUAGGUGCAAUGAAUGUGACUAUAGUUAACAAGUAGGUGUAGUUUAGGUAGUGAAAAAAUUAGCAACAGUGGGUAUGUGGAACCAAGUGAUGUGAUUUCUGAGACUCAGCUAGUUGAGAAUGUUAGAAAAUCUGGAUGAAGUGCCACACCAUUUAUUAGAGAGAACAUGUUAUUGAUCUGUUGGAAAAGUAUGUGCAAGAAUGUGUGGAUGAACUAGAUUGUACAUCUUUGGUCAUUAAUGAUGUGUCAGCAGCCAAAUGAAUUAAAACCUACAGACUUGAUCCAAGCAAAUUCUUAAAGAUCAGAGAGAAAAUUUCAAUUUGUACUUGUAAUGGUGCCAAAAUUUGAUAGUUCCAAAUAUUAGUUUAAUGUUGUAACUGAAAAGAUUCCUAUCCAAAACCAAAAUUCAAUGAUUAUGCUGAAGGUGUGGGAAAAUCUGCCAUUGUUAGAAAGGUCAAUUUGCUUAAUUUGUAUCAGCAAGCACCUUAACUGACUAAGAAAAAAACAAUUGCUGUUGUUUCAUCAGAUGUCUUUUUUAGAGUAAAGCCAUGCCAUUUGGUCUUAAAGAUGCACAGGCAACCUUUUUAGAGAUUUGACUUGUAAAGUGAUGGCUGAGAUUUGAAGUGUAAAUUGAUGACCACUCUGCACACAAUGAUACUUGAAGUGACCAUCUUGAGCAUCUGAAAUCUUUAUUUGAUCAGCUUAGCAAAGAGGGAAUUUGGCAAGGUCACUGACAUUUGUCUUGGAUGUUUAGCUGGUCGAGGUUGAGCUGCCACAAGAAGUUAAAGAUUUUCCUCCAUCCACUUAAAGAAGUGUGAGGAUUACUUGGUACGGGUGGAUUCUGCAGGAAAUUUGUUCCAAACCCAAGUAUUAUAGUCCCUCACUGACAAUUGUUGGGGGAAAGAAAACAUGGAUGUUGUGUGGUUAGAAUCAAGCCAAAGUGCUUUUGAAAUAAGCCUUUGCUUGCAGUACCAGACUUUAAGCUCUUCAAGAUAACUAUUAGGGCUAAAAUGGGGUGGUAGCAGUAUUGUGGCUUAAUAAGCAUCAAAGAAAGCCCCUGACUAAUGAGAAAGAGACCUUAAGUUUUGUACUAUCUCCAACAAUUUGAAAUGAAUACCAGGAGCAGUGAUGGGGAUGUAAUAGUUUAUACUAUACACAAUCUCCUCGCGCCUUAUAGAGCUUCAAAACAAAGAAACAAUGGCUGUUUCAGUGGAGUUUUAUGUUGCAACCCUUUGCACAAAACUCUUGCAUGUUUCAGGGAAAAAUGUGAUGGCUGAUGUAAUAAAAACAGAAUGCUGGAAUAACUUGGGUCAGGUAGAAUCUGUGGAGAAAGAAACAGUCAAUGACCUUUCAUCAGAAAAUGUAUGAUUUCUGAAUCAUCUCGUGAACUGUUUCCCAGAAUGUAUGAUAACCAAUUUGAUUUGUUCUGAUGAAAUGUUAACUGCUCUGUAGUUGUUGCCAGACCUGCUCCAGUGUUUUCUGUUUUUAUUUCAGGCAUCUGGGUUUUUAUUUUGCUUUUAUGAUUGCUGAUAUUCUGGUUAUAGCCUAAUUCUUGAAAGAAAAGUGACAAAUAUGUUGCCUUUGUUGUACAGCAUAUGAUGGUUAAAAUGCUUUCUUUAUGAACUUGAUGCAUGUAGGUAGGUUUUCUUUACCACAAAAUAACUACUAUAAAGACUGUUGUCAAAGGAGGAGGAUGUGUUGUAACCCCCAAUGCCAGAAUCCUUUGGAGUCAUCUGGAUUUCUUCCUGAGUCAUGGCUUCCCCUCUACCGCAUUGGACAGAACCCUUACCCACAUCUCAACUACUUCUUGCACCUCUGCUCUCACUUGCACUUCUAAUCUAGUGUAUUCAGUGUUCACAAUGUGGACCCCUCUACACUGGAGAAGCCAAAUGCAGAUUGGGUGAUCGCUUUGCAGAGCACCUAUACUCAGUCUGCAGGAGUGAUCCUGAGAUUCUAGCUCCUGCCACUUUAAUUCACCAUCACACUCGCACUCUGACCUGUCUGUCUGCUGCCCUCUUGAGCUGUUGCAAUGAUGCCCAAUAUAAGCUUGAAAAACAACACCUCAUCUUCCAUCUGGGCACGCUGCAGCCUCCCAGACUCAAUAUUGAAUUCUCCAACUUUCAAGAAGCCAAUUCUUUCUUUGUCUGUAUGAGAAAUGGGAGCUUCAGCCUGUCUCCAUUUUGGCUCAGUUUUUCUUAUUCUAUUUGUAUUGACAAGGAAUCUUAAUAUUGCUGGUAACUGCCCCUAUUAACCCACUUGGUCUCACCCUAAAAAGUAUUCCUUUUGUUCUACCAAUCCCUUUCCCACCACCUCUCCUACUGAAAACUAACUUCAUUUUUUUUUCUUUCCCUGUUCUGAAGAAGAGUCCCAGAUCUGAAGUGUUAACUGCUUCUCUUUCCACAGAUGUUGCCUGACCUGCUGAGUGUUUCCAGCGUUUUUGGUUUUUAUUUCUAUUUUCCAGCAGCUGCAGCUUUUUUUGUUUGUUUUUCUUUUUACUGGAUUUUAUCCUUGCUGGCCUAUAGCCAUCCUUGAAGGACUUUUAUUCGAAGUGGAAGGCAUUGCGAUGGUAAUAGCAGUUUAAUUAUUGAAAAGUUAGUUGCAGAAACUCAAUUGGGACUGGGGUGGGUGGGGGGGGGGGCAGAGGGUGGCACGGGACAGGAGGUGGUGUUGGGAGAACAGGAGACUUUCAUUUGGUGCAAUUUUCCAUACUACACCAAAGGAACUUAAAUUUCUCACAUGAAUUGUGGAUGACACUAGAUAUUACACAGCCUGUUCAUGGAUGAUUUUUGAAGGAAUGCACGUUAAACAUUUGAUGUAAUCUUCAGUAAAGUCUUUGUAAUUAUCAAGUAAAAAUCUUUUCUGGUAAUCAGGUUGUCAACUUUACAUCAUGAUCUUUAAAUGGGCGUAAGUUAUCCACCCUGACGUCUCCUGUUCCCCUAGACUACUGCUGUAAAAUUGAUGGAUUCAGAGUUGUGUAUAUGGAAUUGAUAUCAACAAGAGCACUAAAUGACAGUGGUAAGAUGGCAAUUUGUUUGUCACUUCUCAUCCAUGUGGAGAUGUAUGUCCUAAAACAAAUGAGGGUCAAGUGAGGAAAAAAAAGCAAAGAAAUGGAGGUUAUAACAUUUUACUGUAACGGUGGCUAAGGUAAUGCCUGAUCACCUUCUAGCAAAGGAGGAAUAUUGCAGUCUGAUUUAAUUCAAUUAUUACCCUAAUCACAGGACAUUGGGACAGUGGCUGGGUGUCCUUUGAGGAAGGAGCUGUCUGUUGAAGUGCUACGAGUAAUGUUUUUCAAACUUCCCAGAAACUUGAGAAAAAUUCUAGGCACUCCUACUUCCUAGGAGCUCCUACAAAUACUGACACAUGCCUGGGGCCCCACAGCAAGUGUUUAUAUUCUCCAGUGGGUAACAGUUGAAAAAUAUUACAGGUAUCUGUUGACAUUAUUUGUGGCACAGAUUUUCCAUAAACUAGUACGCAGUAACAGAAGCAUACAUUUUGUAAAUUAGUAAAACUGGAGUAAAUCUUGAUAUCUUGGACCGCUUGCUGUUCCUGUCCAAUUCCUCCAUUUGUUUGAUUAUAUAAGCCUUCAAAUGACAAUACUAUGCUACUAUCAUUUUAACAGUGCGGUCAAAACUGCUUUAAUUGUGGUUAGUAUUAAUCUUGAUUAAUUGUGAUCUCUUUUAAGUUUCCAUUUUUAUUAUAUUUAAGUUCUCAAAGUGGUAGAAUAAAUCAUUAGAAAAUUAGAUUUACUUUACGAAUUUUGCAUUGUAAAGUUGUAAAUACACUUUUAUAUAAGGGGCUUCCCUUAAUGUUUGUAAUGACUGUGUCAGCCUAACUACUUGCAAGGAAAGUUCUCAGUUUAUAACCCUUUUUUUUGAUAAUUUGAAUGUAAAGUUGUAAUAUUGCUUACUGUGAUUAGUCUUUAUAUGCCAAAUGGGAUUUUUAAAUAUCAUUCUUCCCCACUAUCAAUGUUUUUCACUUUGAUAUUCAAAAUGCU